This is a messenger RNA of Oreochromis aureus, 5940 nucleotides long. RefSeq names its product host cell factor 1-like. Lineage: Eukaryota; Metazoa; Chordata; Actinopteri; Cichliformes; Cichlidae. Gene Ontology annotation, molecular function: transcription coactivator activity; protein binding. Gene Ontology annotation, biological process: chromatin remodeling; regulation of DNA-templated transcription. The transcript is spliced from 32 exons. The coding region runs from base 185 to 5347 and encodes 1720 amino acids. Gene Ontology annotation, cellular component: histone methyltransferase complex. The record is from RefSeq and is a predicted model, not a curated record.
GUAUGUCCUGAGGGGGCGCUAUUGCGCCGUGAAGUUGGGGAGGAAAUGGCGUCUCUUUGAACGGCAUGUCGAAGAUGAAGAUGAGCGUUUGAAGCUACGGAAAGAUUGCUCUGAGCUCAGUCUGACUGUACACGACAGAAUCCGCAAAGUGAGACCGAGAGGAGCGCACCCAGAGAACAGCCCAAUGGAAGCCAAGCCCGGGAGUCCAGUGGUGCUACAGCCCCGCUGGAAGCGCGUCCUAGGAUCAACUGGUCCAGUCCCACGGCCCCGGCACGGACACAGGGCCGUAGCCAUUAAGGAGCUGAUGGUGGUGUUCGGCGGGGGGAACGAGGGGAUCGUGGACGAGUUGCAUGUCUACAACACAGCCACCAACCAGUGGUUCAUCCCUGCAGUCCGUGGUGACAUCCCCCCUGGCUGUGCCGCCUAUGGCUUCGUGUGUGACGGGACGAGGCUGCUGGUGUUCGGAGGGAUGGUGGAGUACGGCAAAUACAGCAACGACCUAUACGAGCUGCAGGCAAGUCGCUGGGAGUGGAAACGUCUGAAGGCCAAAGCGCCAAAGAAUGGCCCACCCCCCUGCCCCCGUCUUGGACACAGCUUCUCUCUGAUUGGAAGCCGGUGCUACCUUUUUGGUGGACUAGCCAAUGAUAGCGAAGAUCCCAAAAACAACAUCCCCAGAUACCUGAAUGACCUGUACUGUCUGGAGCUGCGGCCGGGCUCCAGCGUGGUCGGCUGGGAGAUUCCAGCAACGUCUGGCCCACCACCACCACCCAGAGAGAGUCACACGGCGGUGGUGACAACAAACCACGGAGCCAGCAGGCUAAUCAUCUACGGAGGCAUGAGUGGCUGCCGGCUGGGGGACCUGUGGGUCCUCGACAUAGACUCUCUUGUGUGGAGCAAACCAGGCCUCGGUGGGACGGCCCCCCUACCUCGCAGUCUGCACUCUGCCACCACCAUCAACAACAAGAUGUAUGUUUUUGGAGGUUGGGUUCCUCUGGUGAUGGAUGAUGUUAAAGUGGCAACUCAUGAGAAGGAGUGGAAGUGCACCAACACACUGGCCUGCCUCAACCUGGACACGAUGUGCUGGGAAACGGUGCUGAUGGACACUUCGGAGGAGAACAUUCCCAGAGCUCGUGCAGGUCACUGCAGCGUCGCCAUCAACUCCAGACUUUAUAUCUGGAGCGGCAGAGAUGGAUACAGGAAGGCCUGGAACAACCAGGUGUGCUGCAAGGACCUCUGGUACCUGGAGACCGAGCGUCCCUGUGCCCCUUCUCGGGUGCAGCUGGUGCGGGCAAACACUACGUCUUUGGAGGUGAGCUGGGGGCCGUCACAGACUGCAGACACCUACUUGCUACAGCUGCAGAAGUACGACAUUCCUGCCACACCUGCGGCCUCCUCACCUGCCACAACCCCUUCCCCCACUAUUGCCACACCUGGAGCCAGCUCCCCCAAAAGCUCUGUCCCCGUCACAGCAGCACCAGCCAACCAAACUGUCCCCCUGUCCAGCAUCACACUCGUCCCUACUCCCACUGCAUCUGUAGCUGGAACCCCAUUGGCUGCAGCUGCUAAAGCACCAGCAAUCUUGAAAGUGCCAUCAGCUCCAGGUACAACAGGUGGAGCCUCCAUCGUCACAGUGAGACAGGCCAUGCCCAAGUCGCCGGUUGGUGUGACAACACUUCCUGCAGGUGUUCGUAUGGUGGUACCUGCUCAGCCCGGUCAAACGCCAAUCGGUAGCAAUCCUCAGAUGAGUGGCAUGGCAGCAUUGGCAGCGGCAGCUGCAGCGACUCAGAAGAUCCCUCCAUCUACGGCAACUGUGCUGAAUGUCCCCGCAGGAGCUACGCUAGUGAAGACGGUCGCUGUCAGUCCAGGAACGAGCAGUCUGCCUGUCAAAGUGGUGAGUAACGUGGCCACGGGAAUGUUGAAGACGGCUGCAGCCCAGGUGGGUGGGGCCUCUGUCUCCACCCCUGGGACCCCCAGCAGGCCAAUCAUCACGGUCCAUAAGUCGGGCACGGUGACCGUCUCUCAGCAGGCUCAGGUGGUCACAACGGUGGUGGGUGGAGUCACAAAGACCAUCACUCUGGUUAACAGCCCACUGAGCAUGGGAGGAGGCGGGACACUGCUCAGUAACCUCAGCAGCCUGGGGAAAGUGGUAUCAGUGGUCCAGACCAAACCAGUUCAGAGUGGUGCCGUUACUGUCCAGGCUGGGAGCAGCGCAGUAACUCAGAUCCUACAGGCUAAGGGCGGUCUCCCUGCAGGAACCAUCCUGAAGUUGGUAUCGUCUGCCGAUGGUAAGCAGACCACCAUCCUCAGCACGGCACAGGCUGGAUCCUCAGCAGGGAAACCCACCAUCCUGGGCGUCGCGCCGGCAGCCUCCAAACCCGGAACCACCAUCAUUAAGACCAUCCCAGUGUCAGCUUUGCAGGGAGGCGCAGGUGGAAACAGUCCAAUCACCAUCCUGACUACCAAGAUGGUGACUCCAGGGACCGCUGGAAAAAUCAUCACCACCGUGCCAAAAGUGUCUGCAGGUGGCCAGCAGGGGGUCACACAGGUGGUGUUGAAAGGAGCUCCAGGUACGCCGGGCACAAUACUCAGGACCGUCCCGAUGAGCGGAGUCAGACUGGUGUCACCAGGAGGUGUUGGCAGCAAGCCCGGCACAGUAACCACGCUGGUUGUCAAGGGAACCACAGGUGUCUCCAGUCUGGGGACGGUUACAGGAAACGUCUCCACUACCGUGGCAGGAGCCGCCGGGACUCAGGUUAACGCCUCCUUGGCAACACCAAUCACCACCCUGGCAACUAUUGCCACACUGGCUAGCCAGGUCACGACAGCCACAGCUGCUGCUGGACCUAAGCAGGUGACUCUGAUCACAACACCAAGCGGUGCAGAGGCUCAGCCGGUUGUCCAGGAUCUGCCAGUCUCUAUCAUGGCUUCUCCUACUUCAGAGGAACCUGGAAGUACUACGAUUACGAGUACAACAACUACUGCACAGGGAGAGACUGGGGAAAGUGCAGUUGCUGCAGUGACAAUGGUCUGCUCCAACCCGCCCUGUGAGACGCACGAGACAGGGACGACCAACACCGCCACUGUCGCUAGCGCAAACAUCGGCGGUAGCAACCAGGUGUGCUCAAACCCUCCCUGUGAGACACACGAGACGGGAACGACAAACACCGCUACCGUUGCCAGCGCGAACAUCGGCGGUAGCAACCAGGUGUGCUCAAACCCGCCCUGCGAGAUGCACGAGACAGGAACAACUAACACUGCCACGGUCGCCACUGCAAAUAUCCUCGGUAAUAACCAGGUGUGCUCAAACCCUCCCUGUGAGACGCACGAGACGGGAACGACCAACACCGCUACCGUUGCCAGCGCGAACAUCGGCGGUAGCAACCAGGUGUGCUCAAACCCGCCCUGCGAGAUGCACGAGACAGGAACAACUAACACUGCCACGGUGGCCUCAGCAAGCAUGAGACAGGAGCUGCAGAUGAGUUCAAACCAGCCUGCAGCUCAGCAGUCAGCUCCACCUGCUGUCAUUCUGAACACCUGCUCAAAUCCACCGUGUGAGACCCACGAGACUGGAACCACCAACACCGCCACCACUGCUGGAGUUGGUGGGCUCCAACAGGUGUGUUCGAAUCCACCAUGUGAGACCCACGAGACCGGGACCACCAACACUGCCACCACUGCUGGAGCUGGAGGGCUCCAACAGGUGUGUUCGAAUCCACCAUGUGAGACCCACGAGACUGGAACCACCAACACAGCCACUACUGCUACAGCUCAGCAGGGUGGAGACAGCCAACAGGGAGAGUCCACAGAACCUUCCACAUCUGAGCCCCCCUCCACAGCAGCCAAUCAGAGCAGAGCUGUUACUACUGUUACACAGGCCACGCCCACACCAGGACCAUCCAUACCCGAGAUCUCCUCGUUGGUCGGACAGCCACGCGAGGAGUCCUCAGAGGCUGUUGCUAUGGAUACGGCAGCAGCAGAUGAGGGGGAGGAGCCUAUGCAGACAGACAGCCAAGCAGAGGAUGUGAUGUCAUCAGCGGCAGUGUUACACGUUCAUGUUGAGGGCGGUGAUACGGCAGCACAGAUUGCGUCCUCAGACGGUGGUCUUCCUCAGGAGCUGAUGUCGUCCGAAGGGGACGGAGGCGAGGAUGUCUCUGGGACGACGACAACCCUGAUGGUGACGGGGGCGCUGACGCCGGAUCAGCUGGCUGUUACCACGGCAACAGAGGAAGCAGCCCAGCAGGCGACGAUACAGGCAGUACUGCAGGCAGCGGGGCAUAUCGGUGACGCUGAGGGCUCAGAGCAGUCUAUUCCCAUCGUUCUGACCCAGCAGGAGCUGGCAGCGCUCGUCCAACAGCAGCAGCAACUGCAGGGCAUCCACCAACCAGAACCUGAGCCUGAGCCAGAACCGGAGCCACAGCACAGCAGCAUCCCUACAGAGGGCCUUGCUCCCGCAGACAGCCUCAACGACCCGGCAGCCGACACGAGUAACGGACACGAGCUGGCAUCAUCGGCGGUAACGAGCGCUGUUGCACGACUGGCCAGCACGUUUGGUCCCGCCCCCACUCUGACAUCAGGGCAGGUGAAGAAUGAAGCACCUGCUGCACUGCCAGAGGCACCCAACGGCAUCGCACCGCCUGCGCCGGUGAAGACGUCGGUGAAGGAGGAUCGGUGGUUCGACGUCGGCAUCGUUAAAGUCACCAAUAUGGUGGUCUCACAUUACUACGUCCCCUACGACGACAACACACCUGACGACGACUCGGGCGCGGUCCCAGACUACAGUCGAAUGAGAAAGGUGGAGCUACAGCCGGGGACAGCCUACAAGUUCCGUGUGGCGGGCAUCAACAUCUGCGGCCGCGGCGCAUUCUCAGAGGUGUCGGCGUUUAAAACGUGCCUGCCCGGUUUCCCCGGAGCGCCCUGCGCCAUCAAGAUCAGCAAGAACCUGGACGGGGCCCAGCUGACUUGGGAGCCUCCUGCCGUCACGUCGGGGAAGAUCACGGAGUACUCCGUCUACCUGGCCAUCCACUCCAGCCAGGCUUCCUCCUCCUCCUCAUCCAGUUCAGGUUCUGGUGCCACCCAGCUGGCCUUCAUGAGGGUCUACUGUGGCCCCAACCCGUCCUGCCUGGUCCAGUCCUCCAGCCUCGCCAACGCACACAUCGACUACACAACCAAACCCGCCAUCAUCUUCCGCAUCGCAGCUCGCAACCAGAAGGGCUAUGGUCCCGCCACGCAGGUCCGGUGGCUGCAAGAAACCAGUAAAGACCCCAAAGCAGCGGUGAAGAGACCAGGAUCAGGACCCGCUGCAGACCUUAAAUCUGCCGGACCAAAGAAGUUCAGAACCGACCAAUAGGAGGAGUCUACUUUCUCCUGAAGACUGUGAUUGGUUACUGUUGCUUGGUUGCCAGAACCAGGAGGAGGCGGGGCUCUGGAAACAAACAAAAACAAAAGACUUGUAGGAUAUUUGUACAUUUUUUUUGACCAAUCAGAACUCUUCUUCCUUUGUUGUUUCUUUCUGCUGUUGUCAUGGAGACAAUGUUGGGCAGAGUCAACAGCAUUGCUCCAAAUGGUAUUAAAGUUUGAAUUUAUUUGAGUUAUAUGUAGGUAGCUCUCUCUCCCCCCCCUCUCUGAAUGUCUCUCGCUCUCUCUCUGUCUGAGGUUUAAUGGUCACAGUUCAUGGUGCUGUUUGUGGGCGGAGCCUCUGCAGCAGAGAGGGGCGGUGUUUAAACCAGCUCUGUUGUAAAUUAUUUUCUCCCUGUAGCAAUGAAAUGUUAUUUUCAUUUUUAUAAACGUCUGUCAGGUUAUUCAAAGUUCUUCUGUGGUUUCUGUUUCUUCUUCUGUUGUUCACGGCGUUCACACAUUGGUCAGUGAAGGAAACUCGAGCUGUUUGAAAAUCAAACCAGAUGUUUGUGAAUAUUCUCAGAAACAAUAAAGAUUUUUAGAACA